AUGGCCGACUCCCGGCCUAAAGAUGUCACCUCCGAAGAGCAGCUAGAGUCGGAGUCGGAAGCCGAGGAACACACAGAACAAGACCAUGAGGGCACUGCCGAUGGGACCACCGCAACGGCGGAAAAGGCCAAGAAGAAAAAGAAGAAGUCGAAGAAGGCCAAGCUAGUGUCUGCUCUUACUGGUAACAAGUCGUCCGAACCUGCAGAAGCCUCCAAGCCUUUGUCCAACGACGUGGUAAAGACCCUUCUCGAUGCGAAUCCGGCACUCAAAGGCGAACUGGCUGGGAUACCCCCCGAGAAGGCGGGUGAGUUACUCAAAAAGAUGGACGUCUCACAGUUGCUCAGCGGGUUAUCGAUAACUGGGAAGAACCAGAAGGACAUGGCAUCAUACAAAUUCUGGGCGACUCAGCCAGUCCCUCGUUUUGAUGAGAAGUCGGAAGAGAAGCCCGACGGACCCAUCAAAGAAGUCAUUCCGGAUCUGGUGCCAAAGACCGCGGCUGCUUUACCAGAAGGCUACGAAUGGGUGGAACUGGACCUGACACAAGAGGACGAGGUGAAGGAGGUCUACAAGCUGCUUUCAUUACACUACGUCGAAGAUGACCACGCGAUGUUCCGAUUCAACUAUUCCGCUGUCUUCCUAGAUUGGGCUCUCAAGUCGCCUGAUUGGAAGAAGAGUUGGCAUAUCGGGGUUCGUGCGAAAGGUCCAAGCCGUCUUCUGGUAGCAACCAUUUUCGGCAUUCCCAUAAAGCUGAAAAUACGCCAGAACGUCCUCGAUGUGGUGGAAAUCAACUUCAUGUGUGUUCACAAGAAGCUCAGGUCACGGAGGUUGGCUCCAGUGCUGAUCAAGGAGGUCACGCGACGGUGUCAUCUGGAGGGUGUCUACCAGGCCAUUUACACUGGCGGUGUCGUCUUACCUACUCCUGUUGGCAGCUGUCGAUACUACCAUCGCAGUCUCGAUUGGCUGAAAUUGUACGAAGUCGGAUUCUCUCCUCUCCCUCCCAAUAUGACACAAGCAAAGAUGAUUGCUCGAAAUCAACUGCCUCCAAGUACCAGCACGCCCGGAUGGCGAAAAAUGGAAGAAAAAGACGUUGAUGCUGUCCAUGAUCUGCUCUCGCGGUACCUCGAUCGGUUUGACCUUGCGCAAAUAUUCUCCAGAGAAGAAAUCGUGCACUGGUUUCUGAACCGACAAAAACCUGCUGAGCAAGUAGUCUGGUCGUUUGUGGUGGAAGGAAAUGAUGGCAAGAUCACCGAUUUUGGCAGCUUUUACUGUCUGGAGAGCAGCGUCAUUGGUGAAAUGAGCAAGAAGCACGACAAGAUUCGAGCGGCGUACAUGUUCUAUUAUGCCACUGAGCAUGCGUUCAACCCCAAGGAGAAAGGCUUGAAGGAGAGACUCCUCCAAUUGGGACAGGAUCUGUUGAUCGAGGCAAAGAAGGCCAAGUUCGACGUAUUCAAUGCACUCACACUGCACGACAACCCCUUGUUCCUAGAGCAAUUGAAGUUCGGCGCUGGCGAUGGCCAACUGCAUCACUACCUGUACAACUGGCGGACGAAGACUAUCAAUGGUGGUGUCAACUCGAAGAAUCAGCCGGAUGAGAGCAAGAGGGGAGGCAUCGGGAUUGUGUUGCUGUGA
Messenger RNA from Cladophialophora yegresii CBS 114405, 1629 nucleotides. Its product is annotated as glycylpeptide N-tetradecanoyltransferase. Gene Ontology annotation, cellular component: cytoplasm. The coding region runs from base 1 to 1629 and encodes 542 amino acids. Lineage: Eukaryota; Fungi; Ascomycota; Eurotiomycetes; Chaetothyriales; Herpotrichiellaceae. The record is from RefSeq and is a predicted model, not a curated record. Gene Ontology annotation, biological process: N-terminal peptidyl-glycine N-myristoylation. The transcript is spliced from 2 exons. Gene Ontology annotation, molecular function: glycylpeptide N-tetradecanoyltransferase activity.